UUAUUUUAUAAAAAAGAAAAAGAAGUGAAAGCUGGUGCGAAGUUUGAACGAUGGGAAAAAAUGAUGUAUAUAAAAAAAAGAAAUAUAAAUAUCUUUAACCGAAGGAAGAGGAAAGGUUGCAGAGGCAGAGAGCGAAGAAGGAAGGGUGGUGGAGACGGAGGCCAAGCGGAAGAAGCAGAGGAACCAUAACCGAACCGAACCGAACCUCUGUCUCCGAAAAUGAGUGGGCAAAUAACGAGGAGGAACAGUGCUCCCCACAGAAGGCCUCCGUCUUUGUCCAAGAAAUCCGAAAACGGAACGCUUAGCGAGCCUCCCAGCAAGCCUUCUUCUCCGCCUCCUGAAGAGUACCUUCUUCUUCUCUCUAGCACAAUUCAAAAUUCAUGUUUUCGUCUUCUCAAACCAUAAACCGAUCCGCUUGAUGGGGGAGAGAGGACCGUGAAGAAGCUUCGGUUAUCGAAAGCUCUCACUAUAUCUGAGGGGACGACGGUUUCUGAAGCAUGCCGCAGGAUGGCAGCUCGACGUGUUGAUGCUGUUUUGCUCACUGAUGCUAAUGCUUUGCUCUCUGGAAUCAUGACUGACAAGGACAUUGCUACUAGAGUUAUAGCUGAGGGUUUACGACCAGAGCAGACAUUGGUGUCAAAAGUAAUGACUCGAAACCCUUUAUUUGUGACAUCUGACACAUUAGCCAUUGAAGCUCUUCAGAAGAUGGUCCAAGGGAAAUUCAGGCACCUCCCUGUUGUGGAAAAUGGUGAAGUCAUUGCCAUACUGGAUAUCACCAAAUGUCUUUAUGAUGCCAUAACCAGGAUGGAGAAGGCUGCUGAGCAGGGGAGUGCCAUUGCUGCUGCAGUGGAAGGAGUUGAUCGCCAUCGGGGUAGCAAUGUAUCUGCUAACGCUUUGAUAGAAACAUUGAGGGAGCGCAUGUUCAAGCCCUCCCUGUCAACUCUAAUUGGUGAAAAUACAAAGGUUGCUAUUGCAUCACCUGCGGAUCCUGUCUAUGUAGCUACCAAAAAGAUGCGGGAGUUGCGUGUUAAUUCAGCUGUUAUUGUGUCCCUGUCGGGAACCAAGAUUCAGGGGAUACUAACUUCGAAGGACAUACUUAUGCGUGUUGUGGCUCAAAAUCUUUCUCCUGAGUUGACUUUAGUAGAAAAGGUAAUGACUCCAAACCCAGAUUGUGCAUCGCUAGACACUACAAUACUAGAUGCACUGCAUAGGAUGCAUGAUGGAAAGUUCUUACAUCUUCCUGUGGUAGACAGAGAUGGAUAUGUUACUGCUUGCAUGGAUGUUUUGCAGAUAUCUCAUGCUGCAAUUUCCAUGGUUGAGAGUAGCUCUGGAGCUGUUAAUGAUGUGGCAAAUACAAUUAUGCAAAAAUUUUGGGACUCAGCUUUUAAUCUAGAGCCACUAGAAGAUUCUGAUACGCAUAGUGAAGUUUCUGGGUUAAUGACAUCAGAUGGGGCAGAUACGUCGAAGUCUGCGUAUCAAUCUACAGGUUUUGGAAAUUCAUUUUCAUUCAAGUUUGAGGAUCUCAAUGGCCUUGUGCAUCGAUUCAACUGUGGUAUUGAAAAUCUAGAUGAGCUAGUUUCUGCAGUAACUCAGAGAGUUGAUGUUAAUAACAGAGAACGCCUUACGCUUUUGUAUGAGGACGAUGAAGGUGAUAAAGUUGUUCUUGCAACUGAUAGUGAUCUUGUUACUGCUGUCAGCUAUGCUAGAUCUGCAGGAGUGAAGGCUUUGAAGUUACAUUUGGACCUUGGCAGUUCAACCAAAUCAACAACACCAAAAUCUUGUACAGCUACUAGGCAGAAAACUAGUGCUUUGUCUAUCCGCUCUGGUAUUUUUGCCGGUGCAAUUGUUAUGACAAGCAUUGGUGUGUUGGUCUACUUAAAGCGUGCCAAACAGUGAUCUUUUGGCAGUUAGGGGGGGGACAAAAAAGGCCAUAAUCGCUCUGUAUGAGCUCCAGAGCUUCAUUGCCAAAAUGCCAUAUAUAUCAAGAAAAUGUUGGGUACUGAGAAAAUAGGCGACUGAUGUGUAGAAGGUUCUUAAUCUCGAGUCUUUUUGUUUUGGGGUUAAUUUUAUCCCCAUGGUCAACCAAGGUGAUUAGUUAAGAUAACCACAUAUUUUUGUCUCUGAUGUAAUUGCAAAGUUACCCUUCUCCUUCCUAGUAAGAAUAUGUAUAGAUAAUGUCUUGGCAUACCAUAUUCAGAAAUGUUAAGACGUUCAGCAUUUUUGCUUGAACUGUAGGGUACUUGCAGUGAUGUCCCGAAAUACAUGAAAUUUUGCUGCCACCUUACCUGGUUC
Messenger RNA from Abrus precatorius (Indian licorice), 2292 nucleotides. RefSeq names its product CBS domain-containing protein CBSCBSPB3-like. Gene Ontology annotation, molecular function: protein binding. NCBI's taxonomy places the organism in Eukaryota, Viridiplantae, Streptophyta, Magnoliopsida, Fabales, Fabaceae. The record is from RefSeq and is a predicted model, not a curated record. The transcript is spliced from 14 exons. Bases 508 to 1896 code for a protein of 462 amino acids.